AUGGAUCUGAGCGUGUCAGAUGCGGAGUUGCCGCUUCUUGCGGUGGAACUGAGCGAGGCGAACGCGAUCGAUGAAUCGACGAUGAAUGGUGAAGCUCUGACUCGAGGGGUCGCCGAUCACGAGCUCUGCAGCGAUGGCUUCAAAUGCUUGCCUGUGACUGGCCAGAUGGGUCUCUCCUCUUUGAACUCCAAGCAAGCCACAAAAUUCGGCGGGAAUGAUUUCGUUUUCUUGCAUCUGGAAUUCUGGAUGCGCGCAAUCGGUCGUCCAACGAGGCCUUGGAUGUCAAUGAUUGAGUGCCUGUGA
Messenger RNA from Aspergillus calidoustus, 303 nucleotides. The record is from the annotation of a GenBank genome assembly. Lineage: Eukaryota; Fungi; Ascomycota; Eurotiomycetes; Eurotiales; Aspergillaceae.